UUCAAGUCUUUUGCAGAAUAUAUAAUAAGAAUGAAGGGAGUUCUAGCCCUGCUACUGCUGUCUCUGUGCUGCUGCCUGUCUGGGGGAGUGGGUGAUCAUGGGGACAGUGAGGGGUACCAGAGGACUGGGGCUAGUCUAGCCGGCUGUCUGCCCGACACCUGCACCCUGUUCAGGGAACUGGCAGCCAUGAAAGAGAGACUAGGAACCAUGGACCAGACACAGGCUGCCCUGAAGGAAAGUUUAGGGGCCAUGGGACAGAAACUAGGAGCUGUGGAGACCAAGCUACAGGCCAGUGAGAGUCAGGUGGAGGAGCUGAAGAAAGUGAAUACAGCUCAAGAGGAAGAACUGAAAGCCUUGAAGAAGAGCUUAUCAGCUGCCCAGCCAAAGGUGGCCUUCUCUGUAGCUCUCAGAGACUCUGGCGGUGGGAUCAUUGGACCCUUCAGCACCAAUACCCCUUUACAGUACAAAAUAGUCUUCUCCAACACCGGCAGCAGCUACAAUCCUGCUACAGGCAUCUUCACAGCCAUGGUCAGAGGGAUGUACUGCUUCCGCUACUCCAUGUACAGCAACAACUCUGGCCGUCCCAACUCUGUCGUGUCUCUGAUGAAGAACAGUGAGAAGCUGGUUACUACAUGGAACACUGAUGACAGUAUGAAUGUCCACGAAAGCGCUAGCAACGCAGCAGUACUGCAGUUGGAGGUGGGAGACAGUGUUUACAUCCAGCUCUGGGCUAACAGGGUUGUCUAUGAUGACAUAAAUAACUAUAACACCUUUACUGGGUUCCUACUGUUCACAGUGUAACAAGACCAGUUGAUUUAACUGAGCUUUUGUAAAGAUUAGAAUUGAUUGACAAUAUAU
Molecule: messenger RNA, 858 nt
Organism: Coregonus clupeaformis (lake whitefish)
Lineage: Eukaryota; Metazoa; Chordata; Actinopteri; Salmoniformes; Salmonidae
Product: complement C1q-like protein 2
Exons: 4
Coding region: 31-801 (256 amino acids)
Molecular function (GO): protein binding
Source: RefSeq, a predicted model, not a curated record